AUGCGCGAGAAGACGGUCGUCGCCUGCAAGGAAUGCCUGAUAGACCGUGAUCAACUCAGGUUCCCAUCCUCCCGCCCCAUCGUCGAUGCCUGGGAGCCGCCGCCACCUCCACCCACGCUUCCGGGCGACGACGACUCUUCACCAGGUGAUAAUGUUUGGUCGACACAGUCUUACGCUGAGGAAAAGAAGUGCCAGGUGACCCAGUCUGUUAACUCUUGGCUAAACCAGGCCCGGUUGGAGUGGGCGAGGGACACGGACGCGUCGGUCGAGAACUGGAGGGCAUGGCAGAUGGCACCACCAACAUCUGAUGAAUCAUAUGUUAACUCGGGUGGCCAAGCUGAUGAUGAGCCGGAGAUACAGUUCCCCCUUUCUCCAUAG
Miscanthus lutarioriparius is the source of this 378-nucleotide messenger RNA. The record is from the annotation of a GenBank genome assembly. Lineage: Eukaryota; Viridiplantae; Streptophyta; Magnoliopsida; Poales; Poaceae.